AUGGGCAAACGGAAGGCCGCUGCCAAGCCACAGAAGAAGAUCAAGCAAAAGCUUGACACGACUUUCCGCUGUUUGUUUUGCAAUCAUGAAAAGUCCGUCAUCUGCACUUUGGACAAGAAAAACGGUGUAGGUGACUUGUCUUGCAAGAUCUGCGGGCAGAGUUUUCAAACCGCCAUCAAUUCUUUGUCACAGCCAGUUGAUAUCUACUCAGAUUGGAUUGAUGCCUGUGAGGAUUUGGCCGAAGAAGCCGAAGCCAGAGGUGCAGACUUGGACAAUGAUGAGGACGCAUACAGUGAUGAUGACGACGCUCCAUCAAGAUCAACCCGGGACCCCGUUCUUUCUGACAACGAUUUUUGA
Messenger RNA from Candidozyma duobushaemuli, 357 nucleotides. RefSeq lists its product as uncharacterized. The transcript has a single exon. Gene Ontology annotation, cellular component: transcription elongation factor complex. The record is from RefSeq and is a predicted model, not a curated record. Gene Ontology annotation, biological process: transcription elongation by RNA polymerase II. The coding region runs from base 1 to 357 and encodes 118 amino acids. NCBI's taxonomy places the organism in Eukaryota, Fungi, Ascomycota, Pichiomycetes, Serinales, Metschnikowiaceae. Gene Ontology annotation, molecular function: RNA polymerase II complex binding.